Messenger RNA from Bufo gargarizans (Asiatic toad), 901 nucleotides. RefSeq names its product putative methyltransferase DDB_G0268948. Bases 60 to 878 code for a protein of 272 amino acids. Gene Ontology annotation, molecular function: S-adenosylmethionine-dependent methyltransferase activity. The transcript is spliced from 7 exons. The record is from RefSeq and is a predicted model, not a curated record. Lineage: Eukaryota; Metazoa; Chordata; Amphibia; Anura; Bufonidae.
UUUGCUGGGAAGAGCAAGAUUUUUACGUUACAACUGCAACAGCCAAAGCCCAUAUCACCAUGGCAGUCGAAGUGUUCCAGAAGACGACAUUCUCUUCUGUGUAUCAAAAAUAUAUGAUUCCUGUCUCCAAUGAAAUCUGUAAUAUGAUUUUAUCCUACAUGAAAGGAAAAACAAAUGGGCAGCCCCUUGAAAUGCUGGUGGAUGUUGGCUGUGGGACUGGAAGCUACAUUUUACCUCUAGCUCCUCACUUUGAGAAGGUCCUGGGAAUAGACAUUAGUGAAUCCCAAAUGAAUUUGGCUAAACAAAGUACAUCCGCAAACAAUGUGUCGUACGUGGUGGCUUCAGCGGAGAACUUACCUGUAAAGAAUGAUUCUGUGGACCUGGUGCAUGCCGGACGUGCUGCACAUUGGUUCACAAUAGACAAGUUUCUCAAUGAGUCAGUUCGAGUACUGAAGACAAAUGGAUGCCUGGUUUUACAUGCUUUUUAUCCAGCCACUGAGAUUGAAUACAAGGAUUUGUCACGUGAUCUGAGCGCAGUAAUGUCAGAGGUAUGGGAUACUUUGCUCCAGCACAUUCCAAAAAGCAUAGCACAGCACCUGCUUUGCCAGUUCCAAAGUAUAUACGAGGCUAUUCCACUAAAGGACAAGGAAUUGAUCACGGAUAUACCGGUCACAAUUCAGAUGUCCAUUUCGGAAAUUAUUGGAUUUAUCCAGUCAAUUUCUAUGUUUGAGGCAUUCAUGGAGAAGGAUACGAAAAAAGCAGAACAGUUUCUAACACAGACUGAAAAAAGAUUCCGAGAGAUACUUGGAGAAGAGGCUGAUUCUGUCCGGCUGAAUGUGCUUGUAAAACACUACUGUGCCUUUGCUUGCAAACAUUAAGAUGGAGACCUGCUGAAUCUAUA